Molecule: messenger RNA, 2150 nt
Organism: Leptonychotes weddellii (Weddell seal)
Lineage: Eukaryota; Metazoa; Chordata; Mammalia; Carnivora; Phocidae
Source: RefSeq, a predicted model, not a curated record
CUCCGGUGGGAGACAGUGGUGUGUCCACCUGUCAUCUGAUAUUGGUGGUGAGGGGUAUCUGGGAGGAUGUAGCAAACAUGGCUGUGCAGUGGGCCUUGAAGGAUGGAAGCCACUUCCUGAGGAUGGUCAACUGGCAAGACAGGAGCCUCGGUCGCUGAUGACACUACCAAGAUGCUGUAUCAGCCCAGGAUGGCCUCCCUCCCCUGAACUUCUUUUAGGCUAAUAACCCACACCAUGGAUAACUUAUUGGACUUUGCCUGAAAGGAGUCAUUAGUGCCAUUGGAUAUUUGACCAUCCUGGCCACAGGUUUUUUCAGAAUGAAUGGAAGGUCAUGCAGCAUGAGUCUCCACCGGACAUCAGGAACCCCACAGGGGCCCGGGAUGGUCAGUGGCCAAUACAUUCCUCCCAUCCGAGCCCACUCUGGGACUCCUGGUCCCUCGUCCUGUGGCAGCACAGCGAGCCCUGCCAUCGGAAGCCUUGCUAACAGCCUUCAUCUCAAGAUGCCCUCGGGAGGAGGGAUGGCUCCUCAGAGCAACAUGGCCGAGAGCCCCCUCCAUCUGCCUGCCUUGAGCCCCAGGAGACAAGUACUCACCAAUGGGAAGCCACGAUUCCAGGUCACCCAGGCUGGAGGCAUGUCAGGGCCACACAAUUUAAAGCCAAAGCAGCAGGAGUUUGGAAGUCCUUUUCCUCCAAAUCCUGGGAAAGGGGCUCUUGGCUUUGGGCCUCAGUGCAAGUCCAUUGGAAAAGGCAGCUGCAACAAUCUAGUGGUCACCAGCAGUCCCAUGAUGGUUCAGCGACUGGGACCCAAUUCACCUCCAGCAAGCCAGGUCUCUACAGCAUGCAACCAGAUCAGUCCUAGCUUACAGAGGGCAAUGAAUGCUGCCAACCUGAAUAUACCUCCUUCAGAUACCAGGUCCCUUAUUUCUCGCGAGUCUUUGGCGUCCACGACUUUGAGUCUCACAGAGAGUCAGUCAGCCUUGAGCGUGAAACAAGAGUGGUCCCAUGGCUACAGGGCUCUCCCGUCACUCUCCUCCAGCCACAGCUCCCAGAACGGCACUGAUCUAGGGGACCUCCUUAGCCUUCCUCCCGGGACAGCCGUGUCCAGCAAUAGCGUCUCUAACUCACUGCCGUCCUACCUUUUCAGCAUGGAAAACAGCCACUCUCCUUACCCCAGUCCCCGGCACUCAUCGGCCAGGUCCCACUCAGCCCGCGCCAAGAAGAGAGCGCUGUCCUUGUCCCCGCUGUCUGAUGGCAUUGGGAUAGACUUCAAUACCAUCAUCCGCACCUCGCCCACCUCACUGGUCGCCUACAUCAACGGGUCGAGGGCUUCCCCGGCCACCAUGUCCCCGCAGCCCGAGGUCUACGGGCAUUUCCUGGGGGUGCGUGGCAGCUGCAUUCCCCAGCCGUGCUCGGUGCCGGGCAGCCAGAAGGGCGUGCGGGUGGCCAGCAGUGGCCUGGUGCUCCCAGCCUACGGCGAGGGCGGCGUGCUGGAGUGUGAGCGCAUGCAGCAGCUGGAGCAUGGAGGCCUCCAGCCAGGGCUGGUCCACAACAUGGUGGUGCAGCAUGGCCUGCCCAGCCACGACGGCCAGCCGGGCGGCCUGCUGAAGACGGAGCGCCUCGAUGAUUUCCCGGGCGGUGCCCUGGACCUGCCCCCUGCGCCCCCUCUGCCCCCUCUGCCGCCAGCCCCCCAGGGCCCCCCGCCCCCCUACCACUCCCACCCCCAUCUGCACCACCAGGAGCUAGUGGCCCGUGCCCAGCCGCUGGCCCUUCCCCAGGAGGCCCUGGAGGAGGACGGGGAGAUGGAGGACGUUGGGGGCAAACACUGCUGUCGCUGGAUCGACUGCAGCGCCCUGUAUGACCAGCAGGAGGAACUUGUGCGGCACAUCGAGAAGGUUCACAUAGACCAGCGCAAAGGGGAAGACUUCACUUGCUUCUGGGCCGGCUGUCCUCGGAGGUACAAGCCGUUCAACGCGCGGUAUAAACUGCUCAUCCACAUGCGAGUCCACUCCGGGGAGAAGCCCAACAAGUGCACGGUGAGUCUCCCGCUGAGGUUCUUAGGCUUUCGUCAGAGGUGCGUGGCGUCUUCCACACUUGGCCACAGAUCAGGGACAUUCUCUUCUUUUAUGGGAUUCGGACCCAUGGGGGUCUAG